CUUUACCCAUUCUGCACUGUACCCCCGGCACUUUAACCUAGGCCUCUUUGAUUAUUUAUUUUUUCAUUUGCUUUUGCUGUAGAUUGUAUUUAGUUUUGUAGCUCAAGCCCAGGUGUAGCGUUUACGACAAGCUGUUUGUUUUAAAGUGAAGUUUGGCAUGACAACAUGAACUCACCUUACACAGCUUUGCAGUAUUACCCAGAGUUUCCAUUUUGUCGACUCAGGGACCCUUCAUCACGGCUGUCCUGGAGGGAAAGUUCAUUCCUCACCACAAUGACUCAGAAUCAGUCAGCACAGACUACUGACUGCCACCUUAGUCAAGAUGUAUUCAACCAGUUGUUUGAUAUGCUGGACCAGUCCGCCAUCCACUCAGUCCAGCCCAUUGAGCUUAAUUUCACUGAGAGUCCAACUGAUGGGUCAGCAGGAAACACCAUUCAGAUCAGCAUGGACUGCAUAACUAUGCAUGAGCCAGACAAUUUGGUAUCUUCACAGUACACAAACCUGGGGCUCCUGAACAGCAUGGAGCAGAACAAUGGCUCGACCUCCACCAGCCCCUACAACAAUGACCACGCUCAGAACAGCGUGACCGCCCCAUCCCCCUAUGCCCAGCCCAGCUCCACCUUUGAUGCCCUCUCUCCAUCUCCGGCUAUCCCAUCCAACACAGAUUAUGCCGGGCCACACACCUUCGACGUGUCCUUCCAGCAGUCCAGCACAGCCAAGUCCGCCACCUGGACGUACUCAACAGACCUGAAGAAGCUCUACUGCCAGAUUGCCAAGACCUGUCCCAUUCAGAUCAAAGUGCUGACCCCUCCUCCGCAGGCAGCCGUGAUCAGGGCCAUGCCUGUCUACAAGAAAGCUGAGCACGUGACCGAAGUGGUGAAGCGCUGCCCGAACCACGAGCUCAGCCGCGAGUUCAACGAUGGUCAGAUCGCUCCUCCGAGCCAUCUGAUCCGCGUGGAGGGGAACAACCACGCCCAGUACGUGGAGGACACCAUCACUGGACGACAGAGCGUACUGGUUCCAUACGAGCCACCCCAGGUUGGGACAGAAUUUACAACAAUUUUGUAUAAUUUUAUGUGCAACUCGAGCUGCGUGGGUGGAAUGAACAGGCGCCCGAUCCUCAUCAUCGUCACUCUGGAGACCAGAGAUGGACAGGUUUUGGGCCGCCGCUGCUUCGAGGCCAGGAUCUGCGCCUGCCCAGGCCGAGACCGGAAGGCGGACGAGGACAGCAUCCGCAAGCAGCACGUAACGGACAACUCAAAGAGCAGUGAGGGUACGAAACGCCCUUACCGCCAAAUUUCCCAAAGCAUCCAGAUGUCCACCAUCAAGAAGCGAAGAUCUACAGACGAGGAGGUGUUUUGUUUACCCAUCAAAGGUCGUGAAAUCUAUGAGAUUUUGGUGAAAAUCAAAGAGUCUCUGGAGCUGAUGCAGCUUCUUCCACAACACACAAUAGAAUCCUACAGACAGCAGCAGCAGAACCUCCUCCAGAAACAACCCUCCAUGCAGUCUUCGCCCUCCUUCGGCUCCACCUCCCCAACUCACGGAAAAGUCAACAAGCUACCAUCUGUCAGCCAGCUCAUCAACCCCCAGCAGCGCAACACGCUCACCCCAUCCAGCAUGUCAGGAGGCCUCGCUGACAUGACUCCCAUGAUGGGCACUCACAUCCCCAUGAAUCCCGACAUGAGUUCACUGAGCCCCACACACGCACUGCAGCCACAGCUACCCCUGGUGCCCUCCUCCCACUGCACCCCCCCUCCUCCAUACCCCAUGGACAGCAGCAUCUCCAGCUUCCUCCUACGGCUGGGCUGUGCAGGCUGCUUGGAUUACUUCACAGCACAAGGCCUAACCAACAUGUACCAGAUUGAGAACUAUAACUUGGAGGACCUGUCCAGGCUGAAGAUUCCUGCAGAGUUCCAGCACAUCAUCUGGAAGGGCAUCAUGGAGCACCGACAGGCCAUGGAUUUUUCCCCUCCACCACACAUAGUGCGCACCACCAGCGGAGCCUCCACCGUCAGCGUGGGCUCUUCUGAGGCCCGAGGCGAGCGCGUCAUAGACGCCGUACGUUUCACCCUCCGCCAGACAAUCUCCUUCCCACCGCGUGAUGAGUGGUCCGACUUCUCCUUCGACCUGGAUUCUCGCCGCAACAAACAGCAGCGCAUCAAAGAGGAGGGGGAGUAAGACGACUCCGCUCUCGAUAUUCCCAGAUUCUCAUUUCAAGCCAGAUGAUGGAACAUUUCAUAAAAAACAAAAAAACAAAACAAACAAACCAGUUUUUGGUGCAAAGGCUCCUGACAACAAACCCUGUAUACCGAUUGCCGAAAUGCACUUAUUUUCAUUUUGUACUCCUUCUUUUUACUGGAGAUUGGUGUUAAUGAGCACAGCUGUUAUUAUCUUGUAAUUUCUUGAGAGCACUUAAGAAAUGCUGAGUAUUUCAAUGUUGCUUUGAAAUGUUUUUGCUGAGUGUUUGCGUUUCAUUUCCAAGUAAAAGAGGACUGGAAGCUGACAUGCUUGUCUGGGUUUAUGCUUCUGCUGUGGACCUUAGAGGGUCUUUUUUGUUCUGUUACACGGUUCUGUAGGUUAGUCAGGUACACUGGUUUUUAUUUGUGACAGGAGACGGAAUGGAUUGUAAACAUUUCAUACAUUUCUUCUAUAAGAAGUAUUAGGUCACAGGAGGGGCAACUUGUUUUCUACUGUAGCUGUAGUUCUUUUAUGUCACCUUAUUCAGUCAGCUUUUGAAGUAUGCGUUUCCUUGAGAGGUGGUCAUUCAUUUGAUGUAGCCAUAUAUAGGCAUAAUGCUCUUGACCCAGUGUUUUUUUGGUAUGUUUUACUAUGACUGAUGUCUUUUAGUUUUGUUUACUGCGACACAUGCCUUCAUUUUGUUUUCUUUCAUGCUGAACACAAGUAUUUGUUUUAAAUCCUGCAGACAUGUUUUGGUAUUCUUUCAUUUAAUAAGUAGUCAGAACCCAAAAUGUUUGUACAUAACUUUGUAUAUUCUUCCAAAAGGAACAGUAUUAACAGGAGUUUAUACUGUGCAGGUACUGUGCAAGAGUCAGUUCAUUUUGGAUCAAAGUAGCCAUGAUGGUCAGAAAGCAGGAAGUAAAUGCUGUUUCAUAUUUUUGUAUGUUUUGUAAAUAUUUGCAAUUUAUCAAGGGUAUUUUGAUAUAAAUCCAAAAUAAACUUCCAUACUUGUUGUAUUGCAUGUUAA
Girardinichthys multiradiatus is the source of this 3205-nucleotide messenger RNA. RefSeq names its product tumor protein p63 (gene tp63). Gene Ontology annotation, biological process: regulation of transcription by RNA polymerase II; apoptotic process; protein tetramerization. The transcript has 14 exons. Bases 166 to 2178 code for a protein of 670 amino acids. The record is from RefSeq and is a predicted model, not a curated record. Lineage: Eukaryota; Metazoa; Chordata; Actinopteri; Cyprinodontiformes; Goodeidae. Gene Ontology annotation, cellular component: nucleus. Gene Ontology annotation, molecular function: DNA-binding transcription factor activity, RNA polymerase II-specific; RNA polymerase II cis-regulatory region sequence-specific DNA binding; protein binding.